CUACAGAGUACUCUGUAAUUCUGUACAUUUCCAUUUAUGGCGCCACCUUACACUUCUGUCUUCUUCCAAAUUCUUUUUCCUUUUUUAGCAACUUGCAAUUGGCAUCUCCCCUCUCUUACCUGCCACCCCACCCAUAUCUUAUCCAAUCACAUCAUCUUUCUCCUCAAUCAAUGCAUAUAAUAUUUAAUAAUAAUAUAAUAAUGAUGUUUCAUUUUUAUAUUUUUUUUGUAAAUCUGAUGAAUAUUUAUUUUAUUUUAAUAGCAAAUGUCCAUUGUUUCUUGAUAUUCACAACCCCUUUUCUUCCUUCCAAUUUCAUACUCUAUUAUUCAUUUUUGGGUUGUUUUGAGUUACCCAAAUAAUCCAGAUUCAUCCCCUCAAUCUUUGGAGAAUUUUUGCCCCUUUUUUGGAUUGAAAAACCAUCUAUUUUUCUGGGUUUUUCUCCAAAUUUUAGCAGAUUUAUGGAGGGCUUUUCUAAUGAACGCUUCGAUUUUGGGAGGAUGGGUUAUGGAUGUCAGCAUUACAGAAGAAGGUGUUUGAUUCGAGCUCCGUGUUGCAACGAGAUCUUUCCUUGUCGCCAUUGCCACAACGACGCCACUAACAUGUUACGCAACCCAAUGGACCGGCAUGAACUUGAUCGACAUGAUGUUAAGCAAGUUGUUUGUGCUGUAUGCGACACAGAACAACCAGCGGCUCAUGUUUGCACGAAUUGCGGUGUUAAUAUGGGGGAGUACUUUUGUGAGGUUUGCAAGUUCUAUGACGAUGAUGUUGAUAAAAUGCAAUUUCACUGUGAUGAUUGCGGGAUUUGCAGGGUUGGUGGCCGUGAAAACUUCUUCCACUGCAAGAAAUGUGGAUCUUGCUAUUCUGUGGCGUUACGUGAUAAUCAUUUGUGUAUAGAGAACUCCAUGCGCCAUCACUGCCCCAUAUGCUAUGAGUAUCUUUUUGACUCGCUUAAAAAUACUACUGUCUUGACUUGUGGGCAUACUAUGCAUUCUGAUUGCUGCGAAGAGAUGUUGAAGCGCGAUAAGUAUUGCUGCCCUAUAUGCUCAAAAUCAGUUAUUGACAUGUCUAGAACCUGGAAGAGAUUAGAUGAGGAGGCCCUUAGUCUUGAUAAUUGUUCUUUGCACAUCCAGAUUGAAGCAACCACCAUGCCGGAGGAGUACCGCGCCAAGAAGGUUUGGAUUCUAUGCAACGACUGCAAUGAUACAACAGAGGUUUAUUUCCACAUACUAGGCCAGAAAUGUAGCCACUGCAAGUCUUAUAACACCUGUCAAAUUGCGCGUCCAGUCCUUCCUUAGAAUUGUUCAACAUACGAAUCAUCUUGCCUUGGCUGCUUUUAGUAUGGAUGAUACUCAUUUUCCCUUUCUUUCUUCUGUGCUUCAAUCAUAGUGCAAGCUAAGUUAAUCACUAAUUUGCACCAUUCAUCAUGAUUUGGACUAAUAUCAUUAUAUGUUACGGCAGAAGCAAAACUCAACUUUUUUUUUCAACCUGUAAAUGAAUUCAAAGGUAGACAGACAUAUAAUGAUGUAAAGAUUUGUUAAUGCUUAUUGUUCACAACUUACUUCCCCUUCUAACACAAGACCGUUACCUUUAAUUGAAGAAAAAUUCUUAACUUUGAGGCAAAGUAUAAUUUUGGGAGGCAAAAUUAUCCAUUUUCGAACUUAUUUGCUCCUAUAUGAGUUAUCUUUUACUGAAAAUUGAACUUUGUUUCAUGUUAAUCAUUAUAUGUGCUUCAAUCAUUGUGCAAGCUAAGUUAACCAUUAUAUAUUUAUAUGUUAUCUUCAUGUUUUAAGCAUGGUUUAAUAUAGAAUAAUUUGAGUUUGCCUUUAAGAUUGACUUGAUAAAGCGUAUUCUAACCUUAAGCACUAUAGUUGACGAACCCAAAAAAAAAAAAAAAAAAAAAAAAAAAAA
Messenger RNA from Chenopodium quinoa (quinoa), 1908 nucleotides. RefSeq names its product E3 ubiquitin-protein ligase MIEL1-like. Gene Ontology annotation, biological process: ubiquitin-dependent protein catabolic process; protein ubiquitination. Gene Ontology annotation, cellular component: nucleus. Lineage: Eukaryota; Viridiplantae; Streptophyta; Magnoliopsida; Caryophyllales; Amaranthaceae. The coding region runs from base 459 to 1295 and encodes 278 amino acids. Gene Ontology annotation, molecular function: ubiquitin protein ligase activity; zinc ion binding. The record is from RefSeq and is a predicted model, not a curated record. The transcript is spliced from 12 exons.